Molecule: messenger RNA, 1753 nt
Organism: Episyrphus balteatus (marmalade hoverfly)
Lineage: Eukaryota; Metazoa; Arthropoda; Insecta; Diptera; Syrphidae
Gene: Cyp4aa1
Product: probable cytochrome P450 4aa1
Exons: 5
Coding region: 45-1562 (505 amino acids)
Molecular function (GO): iron ion binding; heme binding; oxidoreductase activity, acting on paired donors, with incorporation or reduction of molecular oxygen
Source: RefSeq, a predicted model, not a curated record
AAGAAGUGAUUUUGUGAUAAUUAAUAAAUAAAAUCGAAAGAAUUAUGAUUAUUGAAAAAGUGAUCGACAGAGCAUCAACUUCGGAAUUAUGGAGUUUUGCUAGUAUUUUACUCCUUGGAAUAACAGUUUACACAUUUUGGGGUUAUUUGAAGUCGGUGCUGCUAUCAUUGAAAUUAUCAGGGCCACCGACAGUGCCAUUUUUGGGCAAUUGCCUGCUGAUCAAAGAGAGAGAUUUACUCUCAAACAGAGCUUCAAAAGCAUACGAUUUAUAUGGAUCACUCGUCCGAAUAUGGAUAUUAUUGUUUCCAUUUUUUGUCGUACUUCAACCAGAUGAUCUUCAAACUAUACUCUCAUCGAAAAAACACACAAACAAGGUGUUUUUAUAUCGUUUGAUGCAUAAUUUUUUGGGAAAUGGUCUUAUUACAAGCAGUGGAGAAAAAUGGAGUACACAUCGGAGACUUAUUCAGCCGACUUUUCAUUUGACAAUUUUGGAGAAAUUUAUUGGGACAUUUGCAGAUGCAUCGCAAGCUUUGUUUGAUAACUUGGAUCCAUUGGAGAAAGAGAUUAAUAUUGCUAAAUUUGUUAAUAAUUGUGUUGUUGAUAUUUUAAAUGAGGCUGUUCUUGGUGUUCCAGUUAAGAAAGACAAAGAUAGUGUCAACAUGGAAGAGUCACCAUUUAGACAAGGCAAAAUUUGCGUCCCACAACGCUUUAUUCAGCCAUGGUUACUACUUGAUAGUAUUUACCACAUGACCAAACUAGCUUCCGAAGAGAUGGACCAAAAAAAUCGUCUUAACGAUUUUACUCGAAAAAUGAUUAAAACUCGCAGACAUAUUAUGGAAAAUGGACCACCAAGUGAUCGGAAAUGUCUGUUGGAUUUCCUAAUUGAAAUCUCAGAUAACAACAAAGACUUUACCGAAGAGGAUAUUGUAAAUGAAGCUUGUACCUUUAUGUUAGCCGGUCAAGACUCAGUUGGUGCAGCAACAGCUUUCAGUCUUUUUCUUCUAGCUCAAAAUCCAAAUGCACAAAAGAAGUGUACCGAUGAAAUUGAUGCCAUCUUUGGGGAUGAUAACAGACCUCCUUCAAUGACAGAUUUGAGAGAAAUGCGAUACUUGGAAAUGUGCAUUAAAGAAUCCUUACGUCUGUAUCCUAGUGUGCCAUUGAUUGCCCGAAAAAUUGGUGAAGAAGUUCAACUUAGCAAGCAUAAAUUGCCUGCAGGUAGCAAUGUUUUCAUCUGUCCAUAUGCUACGCAUAGGAUAAAACACAUCUAUCCAGAUCCAGAGAAAUUCGAUCCGGAACGUUUUACGCCGGAAAAUUGUGAGAAAAGACAUCCCUACGCAUAUAUUCCCUUCAGUGCAGGACCUCGAUAUUGUAUUGGCAAUCGAUUUGCACUCAUGGAAAUGAAGACUGUUAUAUCACGACUUUUAAGAAGCUAUGAAUUACUUCCGGUGCCGGGAAAGACACAAAUCGAAGCUCGAUUCCGAAUAACUUUAAGAGCUUCUGGUGGUUUAUGGAUCCGACUGAAACAGAGACGAGAAAUGGCGGAGCUUCGAGUGUCAAAUUAACCAGAAACAUUAGAAAAAGUUUAAUGAUAGAAUUUUGUUUAUAUUUGCCCAAGUGUCAAUUGCCUUAGAUUAAGAUUUAGGAUUACGGUUUGCACUUAAUUUAUAUAGGAGACCUUUUAACUCCAAAAUUGUAGUAGAAGGAGGUUCAAUAUUAAAAAUAAAAAUGAAGCUUUAAUAUGUAUAUUAACCUA